UCUAUGGCUAGUCCGACGCCCCAAAAUAGUCCAAUGCCUCCACCGCAAGCACCAUCCCAAAGCCCUGCACCGUCACCUUCGCCGCACAGUCCGUACCAGCAGGCACCACCUCCGCCACAUCCCGGUCAAAGUCAGGUACCAUCGCAUAUGCCAAACCCCGGUCAUCAUGUACCGCCGCAGCCGGGACCACCGCCGGGACCGCAUAUGCCUAUGCAGGUACCUCCUUCGCCCCACGGUACUCAACCACCGAACUCGCACGGACCGCCUCCACCACCCCAGCACCCGUCCCACAUGAAUGGACCACCACCGGGCCCGCCGGGUGCUCCAGGACACGGACCCGGUGGACCUCCGCAUCAUAUGCCCCCGACCGGUCCCCAACAUAUGCCGCAACAUCCACCCCAUCCGGUGAUGGGUCACUCGGUUCCACCACAUCCCGGUAUGGGUGGACAUCCGGGACAAGGUCCACCGUUGCCACCGGGCAUGGUACCGGGAGGAUAUCCGGGCCAUUCGAUGCCUCCGAACGCGGGACCUCCACCACCGGUACCGAUGCAAGGAGUUGGUGGGCCCGGGCCUGGACAGCCAAUGCCUCCCGGAGGAUCCAACCCUGGAAUGAUGUCGGGAGCGGCACCACCACCACCACCACCGCCCGGUCAGGAAAAUUUAAACGCACUGCAAAGAGCCAUUGACUCCAUGGAAGAGAAAGGACUGCAGGAAGAUCCACGCUACUCGCAGCUGCUUGCAUUACGUGCCAAUUCCAAGCAGCAGAAUCUAAACGCACCACAGCUUCAUCAACUGCGCGGACAAAUCAUGGCAUACCGCCUGCUGGUUCGUCAUCAGCCAAUAAGCAAACAAUUGGCAUCACAGAUUUUAGCCCAGCGUACCGAUGGUACGCCUCCCCAGUGUCCCACUCCACCGGCCAGUCCGUACCCGAAUGCAGCGGGAGGACCUUCCCCACAGCCGGGAAUGGUACCGCAGGCCGGGCAGCAACAACCGCAACCACCACCACAUCAACAGCCGGGUCCCCAGCAGCAGCAGCAGCAACAACAAGGACCACAAGGACCACCCAAUCAUCAAGGUCCGAAUCAUCCUGGAGGUCCACAGACCGUAAUGCAGGGUGGUCCACCGGGCAAGCAGGGAGGACCGGUGGGCGCUCAAGAUUCAAUCGGUUCCAACAAACCACCUAUCGGAACCGGAGGUGGAAUGCCACCAAAUCAAAGCCCGAUGCCAGGCAUGGCAAUGGGUGGUGGACCACCACAAGUCGGACACGCUCAGCAUGGCGGACAUCCGCAGCAACAACAAUCUCAUUCGACAGGAGCAUCACACGUACAUCAGCAGCAACAACAGCAGCAGCAAAUGUUGUCCACUGUAGGACAACCAGCGCGUCCAAGUUCGCAAGGACCUGCUGGCGGUCCGGGCCCAAGACCUGCAGCCCAAGCACCAACGAUGCAACCGAUGCCGAAGCAAAACCGCGUCACCACCGUCGCCAAACCGGCCGGGCUGGAUCCGUUAACUAUACUGCAGGAGCGCGAGAAUCGUCUGGCCGCCCGAAUAGCACUCCGUCUCGAGGAGCUGAACAAUCUGCCCGCCUCAAUGCCGGAAGAUUUGCGUAUGAAAGCGUUGAUAGAGUUGCGAGCACUGCGAGUUCUCAACUUCCAGCGUCAGCUGAGGAGUGAAAUUGUCCAAUGUACACGGCGCGAUACGACGCUCGAAACGGCGGUUAACGUAAAGGCGUACAAACGCACCAAGCGGCAAGGUUUGCGUGAGGCUCGCGCUACAGAAAAGUUGGAGAAGCAGCAAAAACUAGAAGCCGAACGCAAACGCCGUCAGAAGCAUCAGGAGUUCUUGGCUUCGGUGUUGCAACAUGGUAAAGAUUUCAAGGACUAUCAUCGUAACAACAUCGCCAAGCUGGGACGUCUUAAUAAGGGCAUUAUGAACUAUCACGCAAACGCGGAACGCGAGCAGAAGAAGGAGCAGGAACGCAUUGAGAAGGAACGUAUGCGACGUCUGAUGGCGGAAGAUGAAGAAGGCUACCGUAAGCUUAUCGAUCAGAAGAAGGACAAACGGUUAGCUUUCUUGCUUUCGCAGACGGAUGAGUACAUCAGCAAUCUUACCGAGAUGGUCAAACAGCACAAGGUGGAUCAGAAGAAGAAGCAGGACGAUGAGAUCCAGCGCAAGAAGCAGCUGAAGCGUCACAUUCUCGAGAGUGGCGAUAUUGAGCAUUUGGAUGAACAUUGCGAGGCGUCCGACUGUCGUGUGACGGUGAUGGAGACAGCUACGGGCAAAAUGAUUUCCGGCGAUGAUGCACCGUUCCUGCGGGAUUUGCACGGAUGGCUGCAGCUUCACCCGGGCUGGGAGUACGUCAUAUCCGACGGGGAUGCGGAUGACGAUGAGGAAGAAUCGGAGGGCGGUAAGAAGAAAACGCGCGAGCAAGAGCUGACCGACGAUGCGAAGACGAAGGAAGUGAUCCAGAAGGCAAAGGUCGAGGACGACGAGUACAAGACGGAGGAGCAGACAUACUAUAGCAUUGCGCACACCGUGCACGAGAAGGUGACCGAGCAGGCAUCGAUCCUGGUGAACGGCAAGCUGAAGGAAUACCAGAUCAAGGGUCUCGAGUGGUUGGUAUCGUUGUUUAACAACAAUCUUAAUGGUAUAUUGGCCGACGAGAUGGGUCUCGGUAAGACGAUCCAAACGAUCGCCCUCGUAACCUAUCUGAUGGAGAAGAAGAAAAACAAUGGGCCGUACUUGGUGAUUGUGCCACUUUCGACCCUUUCCAACUGGGUGCUGGAGUUUGAAAAGUGGGCCCCAGCCGUCGGAGUUGUUGCGUACAAGGGAUCCCCAGCCGGACGCCGUGCCGUACAGAAUCAGAUGAAGGCAACCAAGUUCAAUGUGCUGCUAACGACGUACGAGUACGUCAUCAAGGAUAAGGCGGUGCUGGCGAAAAUUUCCUGGAAGUACAUGAUUAUCGAUGAGGGUCAUCGGAUGAAAAACCAUCACUGCAAGCUAACCCAGGUGCUCAACACACACUACAAUGCACCGCACCGGUUGCUACUUACCGGAACACCGCUACAGAACAAGCUGCCAGAGUUGUGGGCGCUGCUAAACUUUUUGCUACCCUCCAUCUUUAAAUCCUGCUCUACGUUCGAGCAGUGGUUUAAUGCUCCGUUUGCAACUACGGGCGAAAAGGUGGAACUGAACGAGGAAGAAACGAUCCUUAUCAUUCGCCGUCUGCAUAAGGUGUUGCGUCCGUUCCUGUUGCGCCGCUUGAAGAAGGAGGUCGAAUCGCAACUUCCGGACAAGGUGGAGUACAUCAUCAAAUGCGACAUGUCCGGAUUGCAGCGUGUACUGUACAAGCACAUGCAGAGCAAGGGUGUGCUGCUGACCGAUGGAUCGGAGAAGGGCAACAAGGGCAAGGGUGGUGCGAAGGCACUGAUGAACACGAUCGUCCAGCUGCGCAAACUCUGCAACCAUCCGUUCAUGUUCCAGCAUAUAGAGGAAAAGUAUUGCGAUCACAUUGGUGUGCAAGGCACAGUGACCGGGCCGGAUCUGUACCGUGCGUCGGGUAAAUUUGAACUGCUCGAUCGUAUUCUACCCAAGCUGAAAGCUACCGGCCAUCGUGUGCUGCUCUUCUGUCAGAUGACCCAAUGCAUGACAAUUAUCGAGGAUUACUUGUCGUGGCGUGGUUUCGGAUACUUGCGGCUGGACGGUACCACCAAAUCGGAGGAGCGUGGUGAUUUGCUGAAAAAAUUCAAUUCGAAAAAUUCCGACUAUUUCCUGUUCCUGCUUUCGACACGUGCCGGUGGGUUAGGAUUAAAUCUGCAAACCGCCGAUACGGUCGUCAUUUUCGAUUCCGACUGGAAUCCGCAUCAAGAUUUGCAAGCCCAGGAUCGUGCGCAUCGUAUCGGACAACGGAAUGAGGUGCGCGUGUUGCGACUCAUGACGGUAAAUUCGGUGGAGGAGCGUAUCCUCGCAGCCGCGCGCUACAAACUCAACAUGGACGAAAAAGUCAUUCAGGCCGGUAUGUUCGAUCAAAAGUCAACUGGCAGCGAACGGCAACAAUUCCUGCAAAGUAUCCUACACCAGGACGAGAUGGACGAAGAGGAGGAAAACGAGGUGCCGGACGAUGAGAUGAUCAAUCUGAUGAUUUCACGUACCGAUGAUGAGCUGGAACUGUUCAAAAAGAUGGAUGCGGAGCGGAAAGCAGAAGAGGUGAAGCCUCGGCUGCUGGAUGAAGGCGAACUACCUGACUGGCUGGUAAAGGACGACGAGGAGGUAGAUCGUUGGGAUUACGAGGAAGAGACAUCAAUUCUCGGGCGUGGCUCGCGUCAGCGCAAGGAAGUUGAUUACACCGACAGUCUGACGGAGAAGGAAUGGCUUAAGGCGAUCGACGAUGGAGCCGAUUUUGACGAGGAGCUCGAGGAAGAAGAACGGGAAAAGAAACGCAAAGGCCGGAAGCGAAAGGGCAGAGGUAGGGGAGAUGAUUCGGAUGACGAGAGUAUCGUUUCGACGAUGACAAAGCGCAAGAAGGGCAUCACCGAUCCGAAGAUACGGAAGCAGAUGAAGAAGGUGCUGAAGGCGGUAAUCAAGUACACCGAUGCGGAUGGACGCGUGCUAAGCAAACCGUUCCUGAAGCUACCGUCCCGGCGUGAUCUGCCCGACUAUUAUGAGGUGAUCAAGAAACCGAUCGAUAUCAAAAAAAUACUAGCCCGCAUUGAGGAAGCAAAGUAUGUCGAUUUCGCCGACUUGGAGAACGAUUUCUUCCUGCUGUGUCAAAAUGCGCAGACCUACAACGAGGAGGCGUCCCUGAUCUACGAGGACAGUCUUGAGCUGCAGUCGGUGUUUAGCAACGCGAAGGCAAAGAUCCUGGAUGCCCACGAGGAAGAGGAAUCCAACGAAGAGGAGGAAGAGGAAUCGGACGAGGAAGGUGGCAGCGUGAAGAUGAAGCUUAAAAUAUCGAAAGGGUCCACCUCGUCUAGCUCAUCGGCGAAGAAAGCGACUCCGGUCCGGAGGAAACGUGCGCAGAAGAAAUAUACCAUCUCGGAUGAUGAUGACGACAUUGACUAAGGCGGGUACGAGAG
Messenger RNA from Anopheles maculipalpis, 5075 nucleotides. RefSeq names its product ATP-dependent helicase brm (gene brm). Gene Ontology annotation, cellular component: nucleus. The coding region runs from base 4 to 5061 and encodes 1685 amino acids. The record is from RefSeq and is a predicted model, not a curated record. The transcript has 3 exons. Lineage: Eukaryota; Metazoa; Arthropoda; Insecta; Diptera; Culicidae. Gene Ontology annotation, molecular function: transcription factor binding; ATP binding; ATP-dependent chromatin remodeler activity. Gene Ontology annotation, biological process: positive regulation of transcription by RNA polymerase II.